Messenger RNA from Babjeviella inositovora NRRL Y-12698, 1175 nucleotides. RefSeq names its product Csm3p (gene CSM3). NCBI's taxonomy places the organism in Eukaryota, Fungi, Ascomycota, Pichiomycetes, Serinales. Gene Ontology annotation, molecular function: DNA binding. Gene Ontology annotation, biological process: DNA damage response; DNA replication checkpoint signaling; replication fork processing. The record is from RefSeq and is a predicted model, not a curated record. The transcript has a single exon. Gene Ontology annotation, cellular component: nucleus; replication fork protection complex. The annotation marks the transcript as partial.
AUGAAUUUCGAAGAUUUGGAGACUUUAUGGGACAGGCAGGAGGAAGCCGAGGAAGUUCCAGCGCCCGAAACGACCGGUACCACUAAUCCCGAUCAUACGGCAGACGACUUGUUAGGGUUGAACACUGACAUCAAAAUCAUUAACAGGACAAAGCGGGUAAAGUUGGACAAUUCAAAGCUUCUUGAUGACGACGUGAAAGGGUUAAACUACAUUCGCAAAAACUACAGAAAAAUCAAGCUCACCUCGCGGAAAUCCUCGCACAAGACGGUCACCCGAAAGAGCAUCCAGGAAACCCCCGAAUACAUCAACUUGACCAGGCUACUAAACUUUUACCAGAUUUGGGCCCACCAGUUGUUCCCAAGGGCAAACUUUACUGAGUUUAUCGAAACCUUACAAACUACCGAUAAGGCAAACUACAAGUUGAGGGAAACUAGACAGAGCUGGUUGGAUUUUGAGGCUGACGGUGGGUUCAAGGGCAUCACGCGAGACGACGGUGACAUGUAUCUUUUUAGAGAUAUCGACGGAGGACUCAGCGAUACAGAAUUCACAACGCCAGCCCAGACAAAGGUCUCUGCCAUCGCCGAGUCUGUGGUUCCAGGAUCAAACAGCUUGUUCGUGGGGGAUGAUAGUGAUGAGGAGUUGUACCACACCGCCCAGACCGCCACCAUCAACCCAGAGGCUGCCAAAGAAGCUGCGUCGGCUGCAGUGCCGUCGGUAACCAAUAUCUUAGGUGAAAAUGGACUUUCAGUCGAUGCUGACGAGUUUGACGAUUGGAGUGAUUCCUUAAUGGACGAGUUCGACGCCAACUCCACAAAUAUCGCUACGGUGAUGGCCAGUCCACCAGGGGCCCAGGAGAUGGCGGAAGUUGAAGCGGAAAUGAACGCCAAAGAGGGAGAUUUCGACGACGAAAUGGAUGUGCUCAGGGAAAUGGGAAUGUAAGGAAUAAAUAACGAAAUUGGAGUUUAUUUUGUACUUGGAGUGAUUAACCAGAUGUCCUACUGCCAUAUUGGAACCAAAGCGAGUACAGCUAUUGUCAAGCAAAAAGAUAUGGACGAGUCAGGAGUCGAACCCGAGACCUUUCACAUGCUAAGCGAACGCGCUACCAACUACGCCACACGCCCUAUCAAUAUUGCAAUAACCAUAGGCUACUGCUUUGUCGGCAAAGCUAUAAAUCG